This is a messenger RNA of Gordionus sp. m RMFG-2023, 979 nucleotides long. RefSeq names its product eukaryotic translation initiation factor 4E-like. NCBI's taxonomy places the organism in Eukaryota, Metazoa, Nematomorpha, Gordioida, Chordodea, Parachordodidae. The record is from RefSeq and is a predicted model, not a curated record. The transcript has 7 exons. Gene Ontology annotation, molecular function: translation initiation factor activity; RNA 7-methylguanosine cap binding. Gene Ontology annotation, biological process: translational initiation. Gene Ontology annotation, cellular component: eukaryotic translation initiation factor 4F complex. Bases 67 to 693 code for a protein of 208 amino acids.
AUUUACUAUUAAAUCUUUUUAGAGGAUUCAUUUAAAAUUUAGAAAGACGUUCUAUUUUUAAAAAAUAUGAUCGAAACCCCGUUAUCUACCACUGUUUCUAAAGAUAACAAAACUCAGCUUUUAGAAAAACAUCCUCUUCAAAAUUCUUGGACAUUUUGGUUUUAUAAGCAUGAAAAAGCCACACACGACUGGGAAGAUGGAGUCAAAGAAAUAACUUCCUUCGAUACUGUUGAAGAUUUUUGGGCUAUAUAUAAUCAUAUUGAACAGCCCAGCAAACUGCAUUAUAAAUGUGAUUAUAAUAUUUUCAAGCCAGGAAUUAAACCUAUUUGGGAAGAUAAAAGAAACAUGUCAGGAGGUCACUGGGUUUUAGAAAUUAAUAGAUAUGAUGAUUCACUAGUGGAUGAAUACUGGCUAAAUAUAUUACUAUUGAUGAUAGGAGAAGGAUUUGAUGAGCUUGGAGAUAUGAUAAAUGGUUGUGUGAUUCAAAUGAGGGGGAAAAAUAAAAAAAUUUCUCUAUGGGCAAAUGAUGCUUCUGACGAUAAGAGCAUUAUGAUUAUUGGGAGAAGAAUUAGGGAAAAACUCAACUUGCCUUCUGAGGUCAAAAUGAAUUUCAGGGCUCAUAGAGAUCAAUAUGCUGCGGCCAUCUCUAACGAAAAUAGAUUUAGGACAGAACAGUUUUUAUUUUCUUGUUAAUGAAGCUCAAACCGACAAUUAAUGAUUUGUUUUGCACAUUGUAAUAAUACUAUGUUAUGUCAAAUUAUCAUAUAAAUUGUAUAUUUUUCUUUUAAAGUUUUUCAAUACAUCUUAAAAAAAAUAGUUUUAUCUAAGAAGAGAAUUAAUUAUGCCAUGCACACGUUACAAAAUAUCUACUAAGUUCUUAUUUUAUAUUCUUACUUAUACAUACCUAUUUUUGUAGCGGGAAUUCGACCUAAUUUAUAACGAUUUUACGAUAAUUAAUAAAAUUCGAUUAUAUAAAUAA